GGCUCUCUUUCUGUACUCACUUCCUUUCCGGAGUGCAAGCUAGAAAGUGUCCUUUAGCGUUGUACUUGCUGCUAUAGGUAACAUUAAUAUUGGAGUCAAGUAACAACAGGUUUUGUAGUUUCAAAAGAAACGGGUAUAUCCAGAAGAAGGCUCAUCUUGCCAUUUUUUAAAUUUUUUGUUAAUUUAGUUUUCUUUCUUAAACCCUCUCAUUUGCUUCUUUUUCUUUCAUUCUUUUCUUUUUUCUCUUUCUUUCAGCAUCUAUUUUUAUUACUUUAUUUUGUUUUUGAUACCUUUAGAUUUGGAAUCUGUGAAGUGUCUACAUGGCAGUGAGAAGGGGACACAUUAGAUACUUGAAAGAAGUUUAUGACAUGUCCAAUGGUUAUGAAGAUCACAUGGCAGACGAGCUGAAAGAUGCAAAAACAAACCUGAUCGUCAAUUACCUUCCUCAAAACAUGACACAAGAUGAGCUCCGCAGCCUCUUCAGCAGCAUUGGUGAGGUGGAAUCAGCAAAGCUUAUCCGCGAUAAAGUGGCAGGACACAGUUUAGGGUACGGAUUUAUUAACUAUGUUACCCCUAGUGAUGCAGAAAGGGCAAUCAGUACACUCAAUGGGCUGAGACUACAGUCUAAAACUAUCAAGGUGUCCUAUGCCAGACCAAGUUCGGAAAUGAUAAAGGAUGCAAACCUGUACAUUAGUGGGCUGCCCAAGACCAUGACCCAGAAAGACGUUGAGGACAUGUUUGCACGUUAUGGUCGCAUUAUUAACUCCCGUGUUCUCGUUGAUCAGGCUUCAGGGCUAUCUCGGGGGGUUGCGUUUAUCCGCUUUGACAAGAGAGCAGAGGCGGAGGAUGCCAUCAAAGACUUAAAUGGUCAGAAGCCGGCCGGAGCCAAUGAACCAAUCACUGUUAAGUUUGCUGCCAAUCCGAACCAGGCAAAAAACUCUCAGCUUCUGUCUCAGCUCUACCAUUCGCAGUCUCGUCGUUUUGGGGGCCCUGUGCAUCACCAAGCACAGAGGUUCAGGUUCUCUCCUAUGAGCGUGGACCAUGUGAGUGGACUCUCAGGAGUCAAUAUAUCAGGAAAUUCUACGUCAGGCUGGUGCAUUUUCAUCUACAACCUGGGUCAAGAUGCUGAUGAAGGCAUACUGUGGCAGAUGUUUGGCCCCUUUGGGGCUGUUACCAAUGUCAAAGUCAUUCGAGACUUUAAUACCAAUAAAUGUAAAGGGUUUGGCUUUGUAACUAUGACUAACUAUGAAGAAGCAGCCAUGGCAAUUGCCAGCCUCAAUGGGUAUCGCCUCGGUGACAAGAUCUUGCAGGUGUCAUUCAAAACCAGCAAGUCUCAUAAGUAGUUUCAUAAGUAGGUACUCUACAGAGUCAAUGCUGCAAACUCAAUAGUUUCAAAUCCAUUUUAUGCCAGUUUGCAUUUGUCCUAAUUAUAUUUUUUUAUCAUAUUUUGGGAUGGAAAGCUUUUUUUGAGUCUAUUAAAUGACCAAUUCAAUAAGAAAAUUGUGAUGUAGUAAUUUUGCAGUUUGUCAUAUGCAUGGUAAAAAGCAUGCCAAGUCUUUAAGCAUUUUUUUUAAUCAGGUUUAAGAUACUGCCUAUUUUACAUAGUAAAAUGUAUGAUGCCUUAAUUUCAGAUUUACUCAUUUCACUUAUCGCUGUUAGUUUGAAAAAUAAUGUAUUUGUCAUUUCUCCCCAAACCCCUUAAAAUGAUGAUGAGCAUAAGUCAGGAUGUUUUUUUAUUAUUAUUUAAAGACAUGGCUCAAUGCGUUGAUAUGUUGAAGUGGUUCUGUAAUGGAUAUUGUGUGUUUUUCUUUGAGACCCUUUGAGUUCACCUUAUUAAGAGGGACCAAAGAGAAUGAAAGAAGGGUUUUUUUUUUAUUUUUAACAACUCCUCCCACCUUUCAAGCUUCUCAUGCCAUGUAGCAUUGGAUAUUAAGGCUAGAUAUAUAAUGUAUUGAUUGUCUAUUUAAACAUCCAUAUUUUCUUGAACCUGUACUUUCUGCUUUCAUUGUAUUUUGUUUUCAAUAAAGAUUUGUGUUGAUGACUUUACUUAUUUAAGACUAAUUCCAAGCUUUUGGAAUCUGUCUUUCAAUAUUAACUUCAUUUUUAAACAAACCAUUUUCUUUUGUGAACUUUUGCAUCAUCUGUAAACAUUAAAUCUGAUGCUUGUUUUCUUGAA
Messenger RNA from Brienomyrus brachyistius, 2176 nucleotides. Its product is annotated as ELAV-like protein 1. Gene Ontology annotation, cellular component: ribonucleoprotein complex. NCBI's taxonomy places the organism in Eukaryota, Metazoa, Chordata, Actinopteri, Osteoglossiformes, Mormyridae. The coding region runs from base 321 to 1343 and encodes 340 amino acids. The record is from RefSeq and is a predicted model, not a curated record. Gene Ontology annotation, molecular function: RNA binding. The transcript is spliced from 7 exons.